Rhodofomes roseus is the source of this 3953-nucleotide messenger RNA. RefSeq lists its product as uncharacterized. Gene Ontology annotation, cellular component: Cul8-RING ubiquitin ligase complex; nucleus. The transcript has 8 exons. Gene Ontology annotation, biological process: DNA double-strand break attachment to nuclear envelope; double-strand break repair. The record is from RefSeq and is a predicted model, not a curated record. Bases 65 to 3703 code for a protein of 1212 amino acids. Lineage: Eukaryota; Fungi; Basidiomycota; Agaricomycetes; Polyporales; Fomitopsidaceae.
CUCUCGCUGACCCCUUUGUCCUGCUGCCCUCACAGUCUAACUGCUCUAUUGCUGUUUGCAUGGAAUGGCAAAGGAGACAUUCAACGACGUCCGAUAUUACAUAUCACUCACUCUUCGCUUUGAACAGCGUGAACAGCUCGCUGGGGUCUUAGAUGCAGCAGGCGCGACGGCGGUGGCAGUCGACGACCCGUCACUCACCCACUUCAUCACAAACUCACUGCCGAACGAUGACACGCUCGAAAGCCUGCCAGAGGACACGACGGCCCGUCUCGUCACCCCAACAUGGGUCGAACGCUCGCGCAUACUCGACGCGCCCCAGCCUCCCGAAUACUACUCACCGGAUCCCGCGCAGCUCUUCUCUGGCGUCAUAGCCACCGCUACGGACCUAUCAGAGUCGGAUGCAGAGCUCAUGUACUCAUCGAUCAACGCGCUGGGCGGCCAGUGGCGGAGCGCACUCACGCGCGACGUGACCCAUGUAUUCGCACUCGCGCCGGGCAGCCAGAAGUACGAGACGGCGUUGCACUUCAAGGAGAAGACCGGCAUGCUGGUUCUUGUUCCCCACUGGCACGAGGAUUCGAUACGACUCGGCAUCAGGAGUCUCCCGACUGCAGAAUACGAGUGGCCUGAGCCUGCCGUGUUCAGGGGCGACUGGAGCACGAGCAAACAAGACGCUGCUGCCGGUGAAGUUCCCCCGCAGUAUAGAGUAACAGGUGAGAAGAAGCCUUUCUUCGACACUGCGCUUGCGGCAGGCAAUGACCUACCGGUCACACGAGCUCCCGCACACAACAUCUGGAAUGGUCGGCGCAUACUUCUCGGAAUGUCCCUCCGAUUCUCGGAGAGGCAACGCCAUGCCCACGAGGAGGAUAUCCGCCGAGAGGGUGGGAUCAUCGUCGAGCUCGAUGUGACGAAGAAAGGAGAGGAGCUGGUUGAAGAGGAGGCUAUGAAAGUCGAGGAGGCUGAUGUGCUUGUGACUGCAUAUCGUUCGGGUCCUGCGUUCGUCAAGGCGUACAGGGAGAACAAGACUAUCGGGACUUUGACAUGGCUGUGGUACUGCCGCGCGAUCGGGACCAUCUCUCGUCCCACAGAUCAGCUCAUCCACUAUCCGAUCCCACGGAAGCCAAUAGAAGGAUUCUCGAAACAUUCCAUCACCAUCACAAACUACACGGGAAAACACCGCGACUAUCUCAAGAAACUCAUCCUCACGAUGGGCGCCGAGUUCACCCCGAGCAUGUCUCCCAAGAACACCGUCGUUGUGGCUGCUUAUAUCUCGGGCACGAAAGCUGAGAAGGCCAUCUCCUGGUCCAUUCCCAUCGUCAACCACACUUGGCUCGAGGACUGCUUCUCACAGUGGCGCAAUCUGACGCCUGCGCAGGACCGGUUCAUCAACUUUCCGCCGCGCAUGGACUUCAGCAAGCUCAUUACGGAGCGACCGAUGAGCGGGAAGGUUAUCAUCGAGCCCGCGGAUCUCGCCGUGUUAGAGAGGGAACGCCCCGACGACGAGGUUGCUUCAGAUAAGAGGGCCGAUGGGCGGAAGCAGAAGGUUGGAGGGAAGGAGAACAAGCCGCCUGAGGGGACGGCUGCGAGUGUGACGGAGCGGAACGAGGUAGAGGACGCAGUCGCGGUGGCAGUGGCAGAGAAUCCUGCGGAGGUGAGCAUGGGCGAGUUCCUCGAGACGGACAUCCAAGUCGAGGACGAGGACACAGGGCGGCUGCGGAAGGGCGCUGAUGACGGGAUGGACGUGGACGAGGACGAGGAUGGGAAACCCAAGUCCAAAGGCUCUUCCCCGCGCAAGUAUCAGAGUGUCGCGAGAGCGAUGAGGCGACGAGGUGCCGCGCGCGCAGACGAACAAGAAGCAGAAGACGACGAGUUGAGGCCCUCGACAUCCGCUUCUCCCCACCAACGGAGACCCAGAGCGGCGCCUGCUUCUGAUUCAGACUCAGAUGUGGAGAUGGUAGAACAGUCUCCUCUCGCACGAAAGGCAAAGACGGCGGCAUCUCGACUGAUAGCUCAGAAAGCCAACGUGUCGCCCUCUCGUACCAAGCGGAAAGGUGCAUCUGCAAAAGGGACAGCCCUUCCGGAGUCUUCCGAAGACGAAGCAGUCAUGGAGGUUGACAGCCCUGUGCAGCCAGCUGCUACGCGUGCCUCGACGAAGGACAAGGGCACUGCUCAGGGAGCAAAGUUUGGCCCGCCGAAGGGCGUACGCAAGCGCAUUGCCGCUGACUCCGGCUCCGAGCAAGACGCCAAGGGCGGACGGUCGACCAGGGUCCCCAGGUCCGCUACAAAGUCAUCUCGCUCUACCGUGCCCGAAUCUGUCGAGCCCGAUUCUCCGGCCAAGUCGACUCGCUCGCUACGCAAGGAAGUCUCCGUCGUCGUCCCGACAGUAGCCGCCGCCUAUGGGAUACGGCCGGAAGCAGGCCCCCGGUCUUUGCAGAAGAACAAACUGGGCAAGACGCAGUCCGUGCGCGCCACAGCGACGGAGUCGCCUGCAUCCCCCCCUUCCAAGCGCGGGAGACCAACGCGCGAGAAGGCUAGGGCGGAGACGCCAGAAUCGUCACCUAGUCCGCCACCGAUGCCCAAGUCCCGCCGGAAAGCUGCGGCGACGACGCCGGAGCCUGAACCGGCCAAGGUGGCGGAGACCCCAUCAACGUUGCAGCGCACGCCGUCGAAGCGGGCGGCGGCGAACAGGGCGACACAGAGGCUGCGGGACGAAAUCAUGCCGGAUGUGGUGAAUUUCCAGAAACAGCUGAAGAGCGGCGCGUUGAAAGGCGCUUGGGAGAGCGACGUGUCAUCUGUGAAGGGCAAGGAGAAGGAGCGGACGAGUGUCGAAGGUGGGGAGAAGAGCCGGGGGAAGAAGAGGGCGUCCGUUGGCGAUGCGGAGGCGCAAGCGGCAGAGGAUAAUAAUGAGCAGCCGGAGAAGAAGAGGCAGAAGACAGGCUCGACGAAGGAUGGGAAGGCGGUGGCGAAGGCUAAGACUCAAAGACGACAGUCUGGGAAGGGCGCUCACGAUGACGAGGAGGAAGUGAGUGAUGAACAACGCGCGAAACCAGCAAGCAAGGGCAAGGACGCUAGCGGAUCAUCGAGUCGUGCACAGAACAUACGGAUUCUGACCACCCAGAUCACCAUUUCGGAUGAAGUCUCGAAGUUCCUGAAGAAGCUGGGCGUACAAAUGACGACCAAGCCCACGGAGUGCACGCACCUCGUCGCGCGUAACCUCGUGCGCACGGAGAAGUUUCUCUGUGCGAUGGCGCACGCGCCGCACAUCCUCAAUGAGAAAUGGCUCCUCGCGUCCUUCUCCGUCAAGGAGCUCCUCCCUGAAGACAAGUUCCUGCUGAAGGACCCGGCGAACGAGGGGAAGUUCGGGUUCAAGCUGACGGACGCGCUCGUGCGCGCGCGCGCGAACGGGGGCAAGCUCUUCAAGGGCCUCACGUUCUACGUCACCCCGCACGUCCCCGUGGACAGCAAGCUGCUCAAGAACGUCGUGAGCGCGUGCGGCGGGCAGCUGCUCACGCAGACCCCGACGGUGCGGAUCCUGGCGGGGCACCCCGAGCGGCACGUCGUGUCCGCGCCGGCGGACAAGGCGAUCUGGCGGCCGCUCGCGCAGGCAGGGCACCGCGUGUGGAACCAGGAGCUGAUCCUGACGUCGGCGCUGAAGCAGGAGAUCGACUGGGAGAACGAGACGUAUCUGCUCACGCCGGAUGCGUGACGAGCGGUGGGUGCCCAUGUUAGAGAGUGCUGUGUGUGUUUGCUUGCUUUGUAUGAUGCUUUCUGGUCUUGUCUUGGGUCUUGGAUAGUUGUUACUUGAGCCCCAGAACUAACACAUUGCCUGGCGUGGAAUGUGAGCCUCGCGCGUGCUCCAUAAGUACAUGCGCGGAUAGAUCACACAGUGGCCGGGGACGAACUUGCCUGGACGUCAUGACAGCGCUAAGCAGUUGUGCUCCUUGCUCUCGCGGAAC